Messenger RNA from Cyprinodon tularosa, 1677 nucleotides. RefSeq lists its product as uncharacterized. The record is from RefSeq and is a predicted model, not a curated record. The transcript has 7 exons. Bases 627 to 1439 code for a protein of 270 amino acids. NCBI's taxonomy places the organism in Eukaryota, Metazoa, Chordata, Actinopteri, Cyprinodontiformes, Cyprinodontidae.
AGUCAAAAUUGUUUCAGCUUUUCAAGACUUGCCAUCAGUGUGGAACAGAAAUCAUUCAAAAAAAUGUUCAGAUAUCUGGGAGCUGUAUCAAAAUAUUGUGGGAGUGUCUGAAUCAACAUAGUGAUGAGUGGAGUUCCUGUCCAGAUGUUAGAGGGAUGCCAGAGAAUAAUCUACUUGUAGCAGCGUCAACUCUCUUCACUGGUGCCACGUACACAACAAUUGCUGAUUGGGCUGGACUGCUGAAUCUCCAAAUUCCCAACAAUACAACAUAUUACAAAAUACAGUCUUCAUAUCUAAUCCCAGUCAUCGACAUGGUGUACAACGAGCAGCACAAGGCCAUCAUGGAACAGCUACUGCAUAAACAGUAUACUCUGAAAAAGGGAGUGCAUGUAUCUGGAGAUGGCCGAUCAGACAGCCCAGGCUUCUCCGCAAAAUACAACACCUACAGCUUCAUGGAGGACACAACAAAGGAAAUAAUCCUUUUUCAGUUAGUGCAGGUGACAGAGGCAUCCAGCUCUGCUGCCAUGGAGCCAGUGGGGUUCAGGAGAGGACUUGAUUAUCUCCUUGAGUAAGGUCUUGAAGUGGAGGUGGUAACCACUGACCGAUCACCAUCUAUACGAAAAAUUAUGCGCGAAGAGUAUCCGGAAAUCCACCAUGAGUUUGACAUCUGGCAUGUUGUCAAGGGGCUAAUGAAAAAAUUGCUGUCAGCAUCCAACAAAAAGGACAACCGAGACCUGCAACCAUGGAUAAAAUCCAUCUGCAAUCACUUGUGGUACGCCUGUUCCACUUGUGGAGGUGACCCUGAUGAUUUGAUAAGGAAGUGGAAAGCACUACUUCAUCACAUCUGUGGUGUGCACCGCUGGGAGGAAGAUGGACAGGAGAUUAAAUGUGUGCAUGCUGACCUUACGUCAGAGGAACAGAGGCGAAAGAGGUGGUUAAGGAGAGACUCUUACGCUUUCAAAGCCCUGACAGCUAUUGCCCUGGACAAAGGACUCAUGAAAGACCUUAGGCAAAUUGCCCUUUUCAAACAUACUGGGAAGCUUGAAGUAUUCCAUGCAUCUAUGCUGAAAUACACAGAGAAGAGACUGCACUUCCACUACUCAACAAUGAAAGCUCGCACCCAGCUUGCCGUUAUGGACCACAAUGAAAAUGUUCAGCGUGAACAGGCCUACACCAACACAGGACAAGCACGGUUCAAUGUGGUUUACCCAAAACAAACAAAAGAAUGGGUCGCCAAAAAGAUCUAUGUUCCAACAACACAAACAUUCCGGCAAAAUCUGGUGGUGCAAGUUGUGCGGAGACGCCUGGACCCCAACAUCAAGAUCAAAGACCCCCAGUCAUAUGUUUCUAUCCCUCCCAUACCAGAAAACAUUGCUCAGAAACCAAAGCCUGCCAAAGAGGAAGCCAUACAAAAACAUACUUCCCGAUACAGCAGUUAGUCUGAGUGGUGCAGUAUUUUUACUCUUGCCUUUUUAUAUUUGUAAUUAUGCAAAUAAAAAGUCUAGCUGGUGGCAUGUAAUUUUAACCUUCUUUUUUUUUCAAAAUUCUGGGAUACAGAGUCUGAUAAGGGGUUUACUUAAUAUAGUUAUAACAUGACAUUUUGAAAUAAAAUGGCAUGUGUUUGUGGUUGGCUUGUCUGCAUUUCACACUUAGGUCUAGAAUAAAUAUUUAAUCAAA